AAAAAGAAAGAAAGAGGAAGAAAAUGAGUAAAGAAAAUAAGCCAGAAGAGGCAGAGGCAGUCUCCCAAGACUUAUCAGUGGAUGAUCAGCCUCCCUUUGAUAACCGCUUUGCCAUGCUCCACCUCAACGGCUUCAACUGCCACCACCACCACCAACACCAACCUUGCACCACUUGCGGCUGCCUCUGCUCGGCCUCCAACCCUAUGAAACGACGUUCCCCCUCGUCGUCUUCUUCUUUCCAAGACCCACUCAACGCCUUCUCCUCAGACUCUGAGCCUAAGCCCAAGAAGCUCUUCCAAGACCCGGUUCUCCGCCGCACCGUUUCUGACCCGGAUCCUUUCUCAUCUGGGUCGGGUUUUCAAGCACCCAACCCGAACAAUUCCCUGUCUCCAGAGCAGCAUCCGAGUUCGACGGGUACUGUCAACGUCGUUCCGGUUACUCCGUCUUCGAAUCCCGGGUUGCCGCCUCUUCCGCCGACUCUGCGCCGGACGAUUUCUGACCCGACUCCGUCUCCGGCGAAGACCUAUUCAAGGUCCUCGAGUUCUGGGGAUGUGAGUGUGGAUUUGACUAAGGAAGACACUCCCAACUCUAACUCCAAUUCCAAGAAGAGGCUGAGAAGGAUGAAGGACUGUAUGAGAGAGAUGAGCAAGUGGUGUGAAGAAGUCAUGCGUGAACAAGAAGAUGCAGAAGAAGAAGAAGAAGAAGAGCAAGAACAAGAACAAGAUGAAGAACAAGAAGAUACUAAUGUUCAUGCCGUAACAAAGAAUAAUUCUGCGCAAGACUUAGAAGAAUCUGUGUUCGUGGAAAGGGUUGGGGAGGAGGGCCUAACUGUCCAUUUCAAGUGUCCAUGUGGCAAAGGCUAUCAGAUUCUUCUUUCUGGAAGGAACUGUUACUACAAGCUCAUGUAGAAAAGCCAAUACCCUGUACUGAUAGAGUUACUAAUCAUACUUGCUUUUCAUUUUUUUUUUUUUUUUUUUUUGCCUAUUGAAUUCUUUAGAGUUUAGAUGAUACCCACAUCAGUCACACUGCACAAGAUCCUUAUGCUUUUUAAUUUUCUGUGUGAGAUUUUUUGGGAGUAAUUACCUCUUCAUAUAUGUACCUAUUAUUCUUGGGUUUCAAUUCCUUUCCUAUGAUUUUUUUAGAUGGAACCCACACCAGUUAGAGUACUUGUAAUUUUACCUUUUUAGAAGAUGUGCCAAUUUUAGAUGUAAAU
Molecule: messenger RNA, 1213 nt
Organism: Quercus robur (English oak)
Lineage: Eukaryota; Viridiplantae; Streptophyta; Magnoliopsida; Fagales; Fagaceae
Exons: 3
Coding region: 24-908 (294 amino acids)
Source: RefSeq, a predicted model, not a curated record